ACGGAGGUUGUUCAACUAACCUCCUGCUUCGUUUGAUCUCCGCCGCUGACGUCAGAAUCUCCUCAUCAUCCUCCUCUGCUCCAAAGCAAAGGGAGCAAGAAAGCAAUGAAUCUGAUUACGAAUAAGGUUGAUAGAGACGAGCUUAAACCUGGCGAUCACAUCUACACUUACCGAGCCGUCUUCGCCUACUCUCACCACGGUGUGUUUGUUGGUGGUUGUAAGGUGGUUCAUUUCAAACCUGAGCAAAGCUUGAAAGCUUCUUCUUCUUCUACAGCUUCUUCAGAGGUUAAUAAUGAUUCUUCUUCUUCAGAACCCCCUUGCCCAACAUACCCUGACUGUGGAUUCAAACAACCGAACAGCGGAGUACUCCUCUCUUGCCUCGACUGUUUCCUCAAGAACGGCUCUCUCUACCGUUUUACUUACGGUGUCAGCUCAUCCAUGUUCCUGACUAGAGUCCGCGGUGGCACUUGCACAACCGCUCCAUCUGAUCCCUUUCAAACAGUCGUCCACAGAUCAAUGCACCUUCUCCAGAACGGGUUCGGCAACUACGACGUCUUCCAGAACAACUGCGAAGACUUUGCUCUCUACUGCAAGACGGGGUUGCUCAUUCUUGAUAAGAACGGUGUUGGGAGAAGCGGUCAAGCCAGCUCUAUUCUCGGCGCUCCUUUGGCUGCGCUCCUCUCUUCGCCUCUCACGUUGUUGAUUCCCAAUCCUGUUGGUGUAGCAACGGUCACUGCUGGGAUGUAUUGUAUGAGCAGGUAUGCUACUGACAUUGGUGUUAGAACCGAUGUGAUCAAGGUUCCUGUUGAGGAUUUGGCUCUGAACCUCGGCACUAAAACCCUCAAGAAAAGGUGAAGGCGUUUGAGUCUUGCGUUUGCAAGUGAACAUAGAUUCUAUCAUGUACAUAAGCAGACUAUGGUGACAAUGUUUUUAGCUAUGAUCUUGUUUUUUCUAUGGUGACAAUGUAAGGAUUCUCUAGAUUUCAUUAUCAAGAUUUAGUUCUAUAACUUGCUUUUUG
Messenger RNA from Brassica oleracea var. oleracea, 1018 nucleotides. RefSeq lists its product as uncharacterized. The record is from RefSeq and is a predicted model, not a curated record. Lineage: Eukaryota; Viridiplantae; Streptophyta; Magnoliopsida; Brassicales; Brassicaceae. The coding region runs from base 106 to 855 and encodes 249 amino acids. The transcript has 2 exons.